Hydractinia symbiolongicarpus is the source of this 1362-nucleotide messenger RNA. RefSeq names its product transmembrane protein 164-like. The coding region runs from base 268 to 1239 and encodes 323 amino acids. The transcript is spliced from 9 exons. The record is from RefSeq and is a predicted model, not a curated record. NCBI's taxonomy places the organism in Eukaryota, Metazoa, Cnidaria, Hydrozoa, Anthoathecata, Hydractiniidae.
AGCAAAAGAAAGAAUUUUUUUUUAGUGUUACAAAAAAAAUAUUUAAGACACACAAAAAUCGCAAGUGAUACUAGAGACUGAAGACUUUCAUUGACAACAACUGAAAUUCAUACCAUUAUUGCGUGAAGCAUUCAAUAUGGGUUGCUAAGCGACAACUGUUCUCCAACAAUGGAAUGUAAAAGUAUGUUUAGUUAAAGUUGCAACAAGCGAUAUACGUGUAUUUUCUGAAGUGAACAACUUCGUUUGGUGAUUUCGAUAUCUGACUUUAUGAUAGAAGAAAAUAUUGUGAAAAGGAUUCUUACGGAAGAUAACGCAAAUAUGAACAUACCAGGCUGGCACUCCAUACAGGAAUUCUUAUUGACAAGUAUUCGCGGAGUGGAUCACACUCUGGCCGGUAACGGUGGUGUGGACUGUUACGAUUUUUUGACGUUUAAACAAAGACUUUUGGAUACCUGUGUGUUCACUUUACUCGCUGGUCUGUUUAUCGCGCCGAGAGUUUUACGAAAUUUAUCAUUACCAAAAGAAUGGGAAAUCAUGAGUAUGUGCCAGAAGAAAACAGCGCAAAGGAUUGUCGGCUUCCGUAAAUUUUUACUAAUAAUUUUAUCAGUUAUUUUGGGCAUAGAAAUUGGUUACAAAAUAGCUUCAGAGUCUUGGAUAUAUUUGUUGAAUCCUUGUCACGUGAUCACUGCUAUUCAAUUGUAUCUACUUAGCGCUGAACCUAGUAGAAGAUGUACUGCUAUAUUUAGAGUCCACAUACAUCUGCUGUUUGGAUGUUUCUUAGCUUUCGUUUUUCCUAUUCUUAAUACACGUGAGAAACCUGGCGAGCAAAUGAUAUAUUGGCUGCAACAUUUUUUAAUCACGUUUGUCGUUCCACCUUACUUGAUACACACUGGUGGUGCCUAUAGAUGUGAGCCGUUAAAAGAUUAUAGCUGGGUCUUACUGACUAUCCCUUUAUUUGGAUUUUAUAUGUAUUACGUGCUGCAAUCCAUCGGCAUGCUUACUUUGGUCAACUUAAAUAACAUGCUAUGUCCAGCUAUCUCUGAUCCUUUUUAUGGACCUAACUAUCGAUGGUUUGCUAUGGUUCAUCAACAACUUCUUAUUUUGUUAUUCGGUAAAGUAUAUACGUUCUUAGUAUAUGCUGGCUUAAAGCUAAAAGAUAUUCGCAAACCGAAAGAUAAACCGGAAAAAGAAACCAAAUUUUAUGUGGAGACAUUUUUGGAUGAGAAUAAAAACAAAUGAUUUCUAUGUAUGAUUUUUAGUAAGUUAAGUAACCAGUUUAAGAUGUAUAUUUUAUUAUAAAUUCGUGUGUGUUACAUGAAGAUGCUGUCAGUUAAAAAAUUUUUUCUCGUCUUUUUUUAUUAA